Molecule: messenger RNA, 438 nt
Organism: Manis pentadactyla (Chinese pangolin)
Lineage: Eukaryota; Metazoa; Chordata; Mammalia; Pholidota; Manidae
Gene: MARCHF2
Product: membrane associated ring-CH-type finger 2
Exons: 4
Coding region: 1-438 (145 amino acids)
Source: RefSeq, a predicted model, not a curated record
AUGAGGCACCCUGAAGGGUUUCAGGGCGGGACGUGCGCGCCGAUUGGUCAGUGCGGAGCAGAGAAAGUCGUGAACGACCCGCUGCAACCGUUGACCAAAGAGGAGCUCGAGGCGCUGAUCGGCGCGGCCGGGCGACCGGGGACAGAACGAGCGGAGGUGCCCGCGCGGCUGCCUGGACCAGCCGCGGGUCAAAUAGGCACGACAGGCUCCUGGGACCAUGGGCCUCGGGCCCUGAGGACACAGGGCGUCUUGCGGCCACGAAUGCAGGACUGCUACCACCUCCCCCGCAGCAUGUGUGACUGCUCCAGCAGCCCCGCCCUCUCCAAGGUCGCGCAGGCCACUGCACAACCACCCCAGGGCGUGGCACACGUGAAACCAGACGAUGACCAUCCACAGAAUUUCCAGGAGAAAUGGCCCGGGUCCCUCACAGAGGGAUAG